AUGUUUGUCUGUUUCGCAAAAUCAAACCUCCAUUACGUCUUACUAGAGCCAUUGAUUUCCGUGAUGAGGGAAUUCGGAGGCGUGGCAGUCAGUGGUGGUUCAAGUGGCUCUUGGAAGGGAUUAAGGUGGUGUGGAUUCGACGACGGUAGUGGGAGAAAAAGGAGGGUUAACCAAAAAUCACAGUUUAGGUUUUCAGGUUCUACCGAGAUCAGCAGUGAUAGUCUUGUUCCACUUCUUCGUGCACCAUGCACUCCAAUUGGAAAUGAAACAUAUGCUCUGUGGGAGAAACGUGAAGCUCUUUUGUGCAUUGAAAGCACAUCUAAUUUUGUCCAUCGAGAUAGAAUAUACCAUGAUCAGGCUCUUGAAUGA
This is a messenger RNA of Lactuca saligna, 369 nucleotides long. Lineage: Eukaryota; Viridiplantae; Streptophyta; Magnoliopsida; Asterales; Asteraceae. The record is from the annotation of a GenBank genome assembly.